Centropristis striata (black sea bass) is the source of this 4381-nucleotide messenger RNA. RefSeq names its product DEAD (Asp-Glu-Ala-Asp) box helicase 61 (gene ddx61). Gene Ontology annotation, biological process: cytoplasmic stress granule assembly; P-body assembly. The transcript has 13 exons. Gene Ontology annotation, molecular function: RNA helicase activity; ATP binding; mRNA binding. The coding region runs from base 834 to 2282 and encodes 482 amino acids. The record is from RefSeq and is a predicted model, not a curated record. Lineage: Eukaryota; Metazoa; Chordata; Actinopteri; Perciformes; Serranidae. Gene Ontology annotation, cellular component: cytoplasmic stress granule; P-body.
GCCAUGUUGAAUUGUCAAUAUCCCGAAAGAAAAAGACAAAAGAGUGAAACUCGGUGGAUUUCUCGAAAAAGCGACUAUUAUUUACCAAACUUAAUUAAACUGUCGAUGAAACGUUAAAGAACAGAACAACGGAGAAGACAAAUGGUAGAUGUAGCAAAGUGAAAGUAGCAUCUUUCUCCGACUGGGUAACCUGGAUUUUUUUUGUUGAUCGGCAAUUCCCAAGCACUUUGCAGACUGUCAUCUCAACUAAGAAGUAAAGGAAACCGGAGCAAGAUAACCACAGACAAAGUGGACUGACCAUUAAGGACAGAAUAUCUGUGAUAAUUUUUUUUGAGCCAGCAUUGAGCCCCAGCAAAGACUUUUCACAAGAAUAGUCUUGAGAGGUGACCAUACUGUGGACCUGACCAAGCAGAUCUUUUUUUUUUUUUUUUACUACUGGCCAUUUUGAAUGUACAAACAUAGCACUUGGACUUGAAAAGCCAAGAAACUUGAAGAAUACAAAAAGAAAAAUCUGGAUCAUCAAUACAGCAAGGACAAGAGUACUCACACAUCCAUUUUGAAUGAAGAGAGUAUGUUUUGGUCACAUAUUUGAUUUAUUUAUUCAUAUGAAUGUUAAUUUCUCCCUUUUUUGGAGAGUUGUCUUGUAAAUAGACAUAAUUCAUACGCAGGUCUCUUCUUUUCAAGAGGCCUGACUGUCAGAUUGUGUACACAAUACAUUCUUUAAGAAAAAGAGAAGAAUUUUUAGUUUUUCAAAUUUUACACACGGUGCAUUAAGCAAAACCGAUCAGUGAAAAAGAAGCAACUGUGGAAAACUCCCAGUCACUGUUGAACCCAUGGCGACGGCAAGAACAGCAAACCAAGCACCAAUGAUUGGAUUGACUAAACCAGCAAAUGGGCAGCUGAGAGCACAGCCAGGACUCCUUGCUCCUGCACAACAGCCCAAUGCCCUCCAGAAAAGGACCAGCAUUCCCCAAAGCAGUGGGGGCAUCAAGUUUGGUGAUGACUGGAAAAAGUGCCUGGAACUUCCUCCAAGAGACACCAGGAUGAAAACUUCGGAUGUGACAUCAACUAAGGGAAAUGAAUUUGAAGACUACUGCCUAAAGCGAGAACUACUAAUGGGAAUCUUUGAAAUGGGAUGGGAGAAACCUUCCCCUGUCCAGGAGGAAAGCAUCCCCAUUGCUUUGUCAGGCAGAGAUAUUUUGGCCCGGGCCAAGAAUGGCACAGGAAAAAGUGGAGCCUACCUCAUCCCUCUCCUGGAGAGGUUAGACCUGAAGAAGGAUCAUAUACAGGCCAUAGUAUUGGUGCCAACAAGAGAGUUGGCCCUGCAGGUGAGCCAGAUCAGCAUUCAGAUCAGCAAGCACCUCGGAGGGGUCAAAGUCAUGGCUACCACAGGCGGCACCAACUUGAGGGAUGACAUCAUGCGUCUUGAUGAAACAGUGCAUUUAGUGAUUGCGACACCAGGCAGGAUUCUUGACCUGAUGAAGAAGGGUGUGGCCAAAAUGGAUAAGAUCCAAAUGGUUGUGAUGGAUGAGGCAGAUAAGCUGCUCUCCCAGGACUUUGUGGUCCUGAUUGAAGAUAUAAUCAGCUUCAUGCCAAGGGAUCGACAGAUCCUUCUUUACUCGGCUACUUUCCCCAUCAGUGUGCAGAAAUUCAUGAACAAGCACCUAAAGAAGCCUUAUGAAAUCAACCUGAUGGAGGAACUGACCUUGAAGGGCAUCACUCAGUACUAUGCCUAUGUGACUGAAAGACAGAAGGUCCACUGUCUCAACACACUCUUUUCUAGGCUUCAGAUCAACCAGUCCAUCAUCUUCUGUAACUCCACCCAGAGGGUCGAGCUUCUGGCCAAGAAAAUCACCCAACUGGGUUAUUCGUGCUUCUACAUUCAUGCAAAGAUGAUGCAGGAAUACAGGAACCGCGUGUUCCAUGACUUCAGGAAUGGAUUGUGCAGAAACUUGGUCUGCACAGACCUGUUCACCAGGGGAAUCGACAUCCAGGCAGUAAACGUUGUCAUCAACUUCGACUUCCCCAAAAAUGCAGAGACCUACCUGCAUCGCAUCGGCAGAUCAGGGCGUUUUGGUCAUCUGGGUCUGGCCAUCAAUCUGAUAACCUCAGAUGACCGCUACAACCUGAAGAACAUUGAGGAUCAACUCAUCACUGACAUUAAGCCCAUCCCCGGCAGCAUUGACAAGAGUCUGUAUGUGGCAGAGUUCCACUCGGUCGACCCAGAUGAUGACAUGGACAACGACACCGAAGCCAAAAACAAGGAUCUGUUAGACAUCUGAGUAAACGAAGAAAUACAGCGACUGGCAUUCAUCACACAAAACGAGCUACGUAUCACACAAGAUUCCAAGUGAUGGAGAUUUCUGUUGUCCAUUUCACCACCAAAAUGGUCAAUUUUAGAUUUUUCAUUUUCCAGUUUGAGUUUACAGCCGUCUUCUGUUCGUCUGUGUAUAUGUUUGUAAACUGGUAUCAUCCCACUGCCACUUCAAUCAGUUGAGCUUUCUGCCGGCUCUCUUCAUUGUACAUGUGAUUUGGGCUAUUGCUUAAGUCUGUCAUUGAACUCUCAACAAUAGACCAACAUUGCCAUUGACUUUUUUUUCUACUUUGCUGUAAGAAUGAAAAUGUGAAACCAAAGGUAGACUGAGAGGAAGGAGCCCAGCUCACAUCCUUGCUGUGCAGAUGAACUACAUAUGGCACUGUGCACAUCCUGCUGACAUGCCUUUUUGAGCAGAUGCUUUAAAGGAAACCUAUCCUUUUUAACAACCCACACUCAGUGGCUACUAUACUAGCUGCACCUUUCUCGUGCUGGAUCAGACCCUAGUGGUCUGAAAUGAAAACGGUAGUGGAAACAUUCCUGAGAGACUGGUUCAUGUUGACAUGAUGGGCUCAUACAGUUGCUGUCAGACUGAGAUGUUGAUGGAUUCAUGUUUUUGAUUCACCAGAAUUUGCAUUUUGCUGCUAAAAUUGAGAUUCUGAAGACCAGGUGACAUUUUUCCAAUCAUCUGCAAUGUUGGUGAACUUGUUUCUUCGAGCCUCAGUUUUUUUGUCGGCAUACCUCUGCUGUGACACAUGAUUAGCUGUUACAGCUGUCUUCCUGUCAGCUUGAACCAGUCGGACCAUUUUUUUUUCUCCUUCAGAAAGUUAUACUAAUAAGCAGGUGUACCUAAUAUUGUGGCCACUGAGUGUAGUUUUUUUUUUUUGUAACUUUUGCCAUCAUUCCAGGUUGGUUAUAAAAAUCCUUCGCCCACCAACUUAAUUGCUGACAUCUGGCUGGUAAAAUAAGGCAGAUUUUUACACAUAUCCAUAGUGUAACCAAAUUACCAUCUUUCAAAGGGGAACCAAAGGUGGAAGAGUAGACAAAUAAUUGCAAAAAGUAAAAAAUAAGAUUGCUUCAGAAACCAAAAUGACCACUUUGUUCUAAAAGAUGUUUAAAGAGGGCUGCUAUGGUGCUCCAGUACAGAGCACCUGAAACUUUGUCGCUUAUGGUGAACUUACUACUUUUAUAUUAAAGUGUUUAUUGUUGAAAUGAGAUGUGUAAAGAUGACAGUGCGUUGUCAGUGACACUAUAGUGCAUGUUGUCCAAGCACACAUCCAGUCGGUCAGUAUUUGUGAAAAUUUUUUUUUGAUCCCUUUAAAGUCAUAGCAGCAGGCAGUAUUUUCUCAGGUCUUGGGGUUAUGGGUUAUAAACAAGACAGGAUGAGGCGGGCCUUGUUGAAACCGGCCAACUUUUUCUGUCAUUUGUCGAUUCUGUGUCCCCUUUUCCCUCCAAGUGCCUUCUGUCAAACCUCUACUUUUGCUGAGGCUCAUCCCAAGUUUGUAUCGGUGGUAAAAUGGCACCCCAACAAUUCUUUUAGUUUUUAAAGCACAGAAGCCGUCUGAAGGGGUUUGCAUUUUUUUCAUUAUUUGUAAGAAAUGCAUUUGUCUUAUGAGGAAUUGUAAAUACGACUGUCUGAAUAUAUUGCAGCCUUGGACUUCUUGACUUCAGCACAAUGUCACAAAAGAUAUGCAUUUAAAAUUUAAAUCAUUAAUACUGUGAAAUUUCCAGCUUAUUACAUUACUGCCGAGCACCAGCAGGGAAAGAACCUGUUUGUGUGUGCCCUCUCUAAAGCAUCUGAAGUAGUAAUUAUCCCUAACUUUCCUUCAUGUCUGACUCUGGAGUUCCCUUGUUGAUUGAUUUUGGUUCCCCAAUUUUUUAGCCUCAGACCAGGCAACACUUGAAUCAAAACAUUACUAUUUUCUUAGUGGGUUUAUAACUUGAGACCAUUUUGUCCCAUCACUGUAUUCUGAAGAAAUGAAUACCGUCAUUACAGACAGGCAAAAAUUUUCUGUUAAAUGUGUCAAUGCCAGUGAUCGAAACCCAAUUAAAGUCCAACUGAAUUAC